Messenger RNA from Microthlaspi erraticum, 330 nucleotides. The record is from the annotation of a GenBank genome assembly. Lineage: Eukaryota; Viridiplantae; Streptophyta; Magnoliopsida; Brassicales; Brassicaceae.
AUGAAUGGGAUGGGGCAGAACGAGACAAGAAGAAACACGACGAGGCUGAACGGAAAGGAAACGAACAUUGCAAGGCAAAACGGGAUGGAAAUGAAUAGGACAGGGCAAAACGAGGAAGGACGGAAAAGAAAUGAAUGGGUGAGGCAAAACGGGAUGAGAAUGAAUGGGGCAGGGCGGAACAAGACGGAAAGAAAUAGGACGAGGCAGAACAGAAAGGAAGGGAGGCUUCAGACCUCUGUGGCCAUAGUCUGGCCGAGGGCUUUCAUGGUGAAGGUGAGAUUUCUAGGAAGGUCCUCUAGAAGUUUGAAGCAGGGCUUGGCUGGUGCAUAA